Molecule: messenger RNA, 360 nt
Organism: Cordyceps fumosorosea ARSEF 2679
Lineage: Eukaryota; Fungi; Ascomycota; Sordariomycetes; Hypocreales; Cordycipitaceae
Exons: 2
Coding region: 1-360 (119 amino acids)
Source: RefSeq, a predicted model, not a curated record
AUGUGCACUCGAGUCAGAAUUAUCGGGCUCUGCGGACACGAGCUCUACAAUCGGGGUCGCUACGAACCCAAGGAACCGUCCCGAUGCGCAUACGCGACGCUACUAAGCAUCCGGAACGGCAAGACGGCCGCGCUCGCGGCGCGAUGCAAGCCCUAUAACGAGGUCAAGGAGCGCCCCAAAGCUGUCUGCUGGUUAGAGAAGUGCUGGAUCGACUACAUGCUCCAACAGACGGACGUGGGCUGGUUGUGCUGCAAGUGUUCUACGCAUAUGAAGGAGAAAGGGUGCAAGAAGUGCACCGAGGAGGCCUGUCAGCAUCCGGCUUGCCCUAAGUGUGGGCUACAGCCUAAAAGCGGCCACUAA